Molecule: messenger RNA, 1215 nt
Organism: Trichoderma gamsii
Lineage: Eukaryota; Fungi; Ascomycota; Sordariomycetes; Hypocreales; Hypocreaceae
Exons: 2
Coding region: 1-1215 (404 amino acids)
Source: RefSeq, a predicted model, not a curated record
AUGGAUCCAUCAUCGGGGCCUCUUCGGCCAUCUAUUAUAGCUGAGGCUGAGCUCGACCUCGAGCGCGAUCGUCAGUCCCAAAAGGAGCCUGCGCAUGAUAAAGUUGAGCAGCACGAUCACCAGCACCAAGAAGGACUUCAAUCUGCUGCUAACGAGCCGGCUGUCGGAUCAACUCUUGAGCCAGCUACCCCAGCUGCCGUCGACAGUGCUGUUGUCGCCCGGGAUGAUGCUGAAGAUAAGCUUCUCACCACCCCUGACGCCGCAGCCUUGGACACAGCUCCCGUUGCCACGCAUCUAGCUCGGUUCGAGUUCAGCGACCGCGGCACCAAGAUCUUAAUGGUCGAGUGGUAUCCUGGAGCCGCUACGACCACGGCCUCCGGCUUGCCCAGCCAAGAUACGAACACUACCGCUGGCGAUGCUGUUGAUAAUGCAUCGGCUGCGCCACCCCGGGUACCAUCCAAUCCUGUCGCUAAUGCCGCUGUCUGGGAGGUCUCGUGGCCGGGCAAGUCUACCUUCCUUCCCGCCAGAGAUACCGAUGAGAACGACGAACGACGCCGUGUCUACUUCAUGCUGCCUCCUGAAGCGCAGGUGCCGGCAACGGUAACUAUUGCGCGCCCUGGGCGGGCCAGUUUGGUUCUCAAGCCGCUGCCGGCCAUAUUCCCGGAGCAUUUCCAGGCGGAAUCUGGUCCUCGAGGCGUGUUGCAUACGAUAUGGGCCAAGAAGCGCCUAAGGGAGCUCGAGCUAGAGAUGGAAGCCGAGAUGAGGGCAAACGCUGAGAGUGUAGGCCUUGAGAUGGCUCUGGCAGAGAAGCAGUGGAUCGUUGACAACUUCUUACGUGCUCCCGCAGCACCUGCUCCUACCAGUCCUCGCUCCCCCGUCUCUGGACGUCUUGGUGACAAGCUUAAGGGCUUGCGCCUGGCUACUUCACCGGCAGAUCUGGUACCAAGCCCAGCAGCAAAUACGUUUACAAGCCCUGAUAGUCAGUCUCACAUGCUAUCCCCUCUAGGAGGUGACAUUGCCGUAUCAUCCUUCGCGGCCAUUUCCCGCAGCCGCCCAUCCGGCCCGAUAUCUCUUGAUGCUGCUCUCAGCGGCGACACGGCCACUCUACAGUCUAGCUCCAACGACGCUGAGGAUGACCUGUUCGCAAUGCCUAUGAGCCCCCGCAGCCCCGACAUGAUCAAGAGCCCGUUUAGCGCUCUUGGCCCGGGCCUUUAA